GCGAGCGAAGCGGUUUGCGCCCCGCGCAGACGGCCCCAACUCGGGCUGUCUCUCCGGGCGCGGGGCGGACAUCAGCACUGCGGCAAAACGGACAGCUCCGUCUCGGUCUCCGCCGCCGCCUCCGGCCUCCCCCGCGCCCGGGAGACUGCGGCCUCCCCGCCCCGCGAUAUCAGGCCGGGGCGCGCCCCGCCUGGCCUCCCCCCCACCCCCCAGCCUGCAGCAUGAGCUCGGAUCCCCGCUACCGGGCCCCCUCCUGCCGCAAGCUCUUCGGGGAGCCCCCUCGCGGCCCCGCAGCCUUGACCCCGCGGGGCGCCUCCCGCCCGGCCGAGGCGUGGGUGGACCUGGGCCAGGCGCCCGCCCUGGCCCGCGAGCACCGGCCGGGCCGCGGCGGCGGGGAGAAGGAGCCGCUGCAGGGGCUGAGCGACGGCUUCGCCGGCUACCUCGGGGCGGGGCGGCGGCUGCAGCCGCAGAACCGGCGGCUGGAGGCCGAGCUGGGCGCCGGGGCGGAGCCGGCGCAGGCGGCGCGGGAGCGGGAGCGGGAGCUGGAGCGGGAGCGGCUGGCCGGGGAGGUGCAGCGCCUGCGGGCGCGCUGCCACAAGGAGGCGCGGGGCCCGGCCGAGGCGGAGCAGCGCGCCCGGGCGCAGCCGCGGGAGGCGGACGGGGCGGCGCGGGCCCGGCUGGGGCUGGGGCGGGAGCAGAAGGUGGAGGCGCCGCGGGAGGAGCUCGCCUUCCCGCGCCGGGUGCCCGAGGAGGGGCGGGCCGACGCGGUGGAGCCGGCCCUGGCCCAGCCGGCCCUGAGCGCGGCGCUGCGGGAGAUCCGCGCCCAGUGCGGGUCGCUGGCGGCCAAGAGCCUGCAGGCGGCCGCGGAGUUGUACCGCGCCGAGUUCGCCACCCUCGACGAGCAGGCGGCGCGCAGCAGCCAGGCCGCCCGGGCCAGCCGCGAGGAGAUCCACGAGAGCCGCCGCCCGCUGCAGGCCCGCACCCUCCAGAGGGAGCGUCUGCGGGGCGCCAACGAGUCCCUGGAGCGGCAGAGCCAGGAGAUGGAGAGGCACGGCGGCGAGGUGGGCGGGUUGCAGGACAGCAUCAGUCAGCUGGAGAAUGACUUGAGGAACACCAAAAGCGAAAUGGCUCGUCAUCUGAGGGAGUAUCAAGACUUGCUCAAUGUUAACAUGGCUCUGGAUAUAGAGAUUGCUGCAUACAGGAAGCUGCUGGAAGGUGAAGAGACACGUUUUACCACCGGAAGCAUCAGCAUUUCAGCUCUGAAUCCACAUUCUAACCCUGGUUAUUCUUUCCAGCCCAGAGUCUUCAAUUUACCUGUGGCCACUGCCUCAAAAAUAUCUCCUAUUCGGUUUUUUAAGAAAGAAGAGAAAGAGGAGGCUUCUAAAGUGUUUAAAGUAUCAUCUAGUCAGAUGUGGGAGACCUUUGCUGAAAUGAUUGAGGAGACCAUAAUGUCUACUAAGAAAACUAAGCAAUCAAACCUGAAGGAAGGAAACAUUACAAACCAAAAAAUGUAACCUUUGAAAUGAAUAGAAUUGGCAUUUAAGGGGGAACAGUAUACACUAGACCUUUCAAUUGUCUACAAUUAAUUAACACACUUGUCACCCAGUAUAAAUGUCCCAGCGCUUCAGCAUCAUUAGAAACAGUACAUCCCACACUGUAGCCAGGAGCAAUUAAAUGACAGAGGGAUCUCAAAGCUUAGGCUAAAAUUGGAGAGGAUGGCAAACUGAAUAACUUCAUCU
Dermochelys coriacea (leatherback sea turtle) is the source of this 1739-nucleotide messenger RNA. RefSeq names its product internexin neuronal intermediate filament protein alpha (gene INA). NCBI's taxonomy places the organism in Eukaryota, Metazoa, Chordata, Testudines, Dermochelyidae. The record is from RefSeq and is a predicted model, not a curated record.